Molecule: messenger RNA, 2034 nt
Organism: Blepharisma stoltei
Lineage: Eukaryota; Ciliophora; Heterotrichea; Heterotrichida; Blepharismidae
Source: the annotation of a GenBank genome assembly
AUGAAAUUAACUCACCUCUUUCUCUUGAUGUUUUUAUCAUCUCCUACACAGAGUGAUUAUGCAACUUGUGUAUCUGAAUUAAAAUCAUGGGUCAAAGGAAUUCCUGGAGGUUAUACAGGAAGCGAUGAUAAGUAUUCUCAAAUGGUUGCUUAUUCAGGGAAAGGUUUAAAUGAUCUCGGACUAUACUAUGAGUGCACAGACUUAGAAGGGGCAAAUUAUGUGAUUUUUCAAUUAAGCCAGAUUCCAGCAUUAGUUUUUGGUUUUUGUUUUCCUGAAGAAUGCACAAUUGAUGAUUACUGAGAAAUCAUCAAUGAAAUUCCUAAAAACACUACAUCAGCUGAGCUGCUGCCUUACAUUUCUCAAUAUUUUCCUCACAGUGAAUCGACUCAUAAAAGAAUUUUGGCUGAUCAGGGAUUUGAAAUAAACUUAUCUAUCCAUUUCCCUGAAAAUUCAGUUAAAACUCUUUCAGAUUUUACUGCAGGCUCAUCAUUGAUGCUAAUUUUUGUAAUUCUAUUAUUAGCUGCAUGCAUUUCAGCUACUUCUAUAGAAAUCUACAGGAUUUUGCACGUAAAAAAACAAGACUUAGCCUCAACUAUUAUAUCAGAAAACUCUAUAUUAAAAUAUGACCCUGAAAGAAUCUCAUUUUCUUCGUUUAUCCAUAAAGAAAGCGAAUUUAAUAACACAAAAGCAAUGGAAAUUUUACUAUGCUUCUCAUGAUAUUCAAAUAUACCUAAGCUGCUAUCUGUAAAAACUAAAGAAAAGAAAAGCGUUUUGGAUACUUUUAAUGCUUUAAGAGUGUUUUCUAUAUUAUGAAUUAUUCUUGGGCAUACAGAGUUAUAUAGGCUAUAUGAUAGCGUUGAUAUUAAUAUUGAUAGAGUCCAAGUUUAUUUUAAAAAAACUGUUUAUACACUAUUAUUUUCAGCGCCAUAUGCUGUAGAUACCUUUUUUUGAAUAGCUGGAUUUUUGCAGUCGUAUGUAAUGAUUAAUUACUUGAUUUCUAAGCCAAAAGUGAACUGGUUUAUGAUUUUUAUGCAUCGAUAUAUUAGGAUCUUCCCGUUUUAUAUUUUUAUUAUUUGCAUAGGAUGGACAUUUAGCCAAUAUAUAGGGGAUGGACCUAAAUGAUACAAUGCUGAAGAAAUCUUGCAUAGGGACUGUAAAGAUUGGUUUUGGACAGUUAUUAUUUUUAUCAAUAAUUUUUAUAUGCCCACUCACGGCAGUAUGGACUGCUUAGUGGGGGAGUGAUAUAUUGCUAACGAUAUGCAAUUUUUCCUUAUUUCUCUACCAAUUAUUUACCUUUAUACAAAGAUAAGCAGAAUUUUUGGCUGAGUAAUAAAUAUUUUUUUAACAGUAAUGAGCUUUAUAGCAUCGUUUGCUAUUGCUUUUGAUGAAAAUUUUAACACAGUGCUUUUUUCUGAUCAAAAUAAGAGAUAUAUGGAAGAUUUAUAUUAUAAGCCUUAUUGCAGAAUAGCUCCAUAUGCUAUUGGAAUGAUAACUGGAUUUAUUUACUAUACCUCAAAAAAUGAUACUGAUGGCAGCUUUGAUUAUUGAGCGUAUAGAAUUUCUUUUAAAAUAAAAAAAAAUAAAUGAAUUAGAUAUAUCCUUUAUUUUUUCGGAGCAUUUCUAAUGAAUUUUUAUAUCUGGAUACAAUAUGAUGCCUUUCAAGAUAUGGAAAAAUGAAGCCGAGUUCAAAAUUCGCUAUAUUUAAGUACCAAUAGAAUAGCAUGGGGCUUAUCCUUAACUUUAGUCAUGCUGCCAAUCCUUCUGGGACAUAAUAAGGCAGUAUCCUCUAUAUUAAGCUCCAAUUUCUGAGCUCCAUUAGGCAAGUUAGCAUUUGGCGUAUUUCUAUGUCACAUGAUUAUUGGAAGAAUCAUAUUUUUUUCUCAAGGGAAUUCUUAUUACUUGGGUCAGCUGAAUUUUUUUAUAGAUGCUAUUGUUAUCACAGUUUUAGCAUUUUUAUUAAAUUUUAUAUUAAGCUUACUUGUAGAAAUACCUGUAUUGAAUCUUGAAAGAGUGAUAUUGAAGACUAAGGAUUAA